AUGAAAAAGGGUGAGAGUGUUGAUGCGUACUUUGCUCGAACGCUCAUCAUAGCAAACAAGAUGAAGAUUCAUGGUGAAAACAUGCAGCAAAUGGUUAUCAUUGAAAAGAUCUUGAGAUCAAUGACCUCAAGGUUCGACUAUGUUGUGUGUUCGGUUGAAGAAUCUAAUGACUUAGACACUUUAACCAUUGAUGAGUUGCAGAGUAGCUUACUGGUACAUGAGCAGAGGAUGAAUGGGCAUGGAGAAGAUGAGCAGGCAUUAAAGGUGACCUGCGAUGAUAGAAUUGGUGGAAAAGGAGGCGGGCACUUUCAAUAUGAGUAUCCUAAAUGGGAGAAGGAAGCGAAUUAUGCUGAGCUUGAGGAAAAAGAAGAAAUGUUGUUGAUGUCAUAUAUGGAGUAUAAUCAAUCAAGGAGAGAGGAUGUUUGGUUCCUUGACUCAGGGUGCAGCAAUUAUAUGUGUGCAAAUAAGGAGUGGUUCUCGAAUCUUGAUAAGGAAUUUUGGAAAUUUGUGAAGCUCGGCAAUAAUUCCAAGAUGGCUGUUUUGGGAAAGGGUAACAUUAGGUUGCAAAUUGCUGGAGUUACUCAGGUAUCUUUCGAAGAUGGGAUCGAGAUUGCUCUUGAAGAAGAUAUUAUUAGGCUCCUCUAUAUAUUUUCGCGUUUAAUGUAG
Messenger RNA from Malania oleifera, 666 nucleotides. RefSeq lists its product as uncharacterized. NCBI's taxonomy places the organism in Eukaryota, Viridiplantae, Streptophyta, Magnoliopsida, Santalales, Ximeniaceae. Bases 1 to 666 code for a protein of 221 amino acids. The record is from RefSeq and is a predicted model, not a curated record. The transcript has 3 exons.